AUGUCAUCAUUGCCAGACCCAAAAGUCUUACGACUGCCGCGGACUGACGUCGCCAAUGACUUCGUCCUCGUCAAUGUCGAACCAUCUGGCUCUGAUCCUCUCGACCUGAAACUCGUUGCUACUGACGGCCAGUCCCCUUUUGUUGCCUCUGUACGUCAGAACCAGAUCCAGAAAUUGCAGGCUUCUGGCUCGCAGAUCCAGCUGGACCAUUGGCAAUCUAUCCUAUCUGCUGUCUUGUUCCAAUCUAUUCCAAAUGAUCCUACCUUGGCCGGGGUAGAAGCUGUGGCCAAUGUCUCUUCCUCUCAACUUACCAUAACUAUACGCAACAAGAUUAGUGGCAUUACUCAACGACUCGGCGUAAUAACGCUUGACAAGGAUGAAGAUGAAGACAUUCAACUAUACGACUGGACGGGCUUUGCUGUAUCCCGAGCUGAUGGACUGGCUCACCAGCUAGCAACUUUUCAAUCUACCGUGGCAGAGCAUCAAAAGACAAUAGAUGACUUGACCGCACAGUUAGAUGACUUGGUCAAGGCAAAGAAGUCUCACCAAGAUGAGAUGCUCAGAAAAUUCGCUGCCUUGUUAAACACCAAGAAGCUCAAGAUCCGAGAUCAGCAGCGCCUUUUGGCACAUUCCAACGUCGACCCUACAACCGCAGAUCACGUCCAGCAAGUCAGAUCCGGAACGUCUAGCCGCAAACCUGAUCUCUCUCGUUCGAGCAAGCGUAAGGCUGAUGCCAACAUCCAGGAAUCCGAAACAGAUGACGAUGGUUCUGAGGGGACGGGUCUGGGGAACCGCAUGGACGAAGAAAAUGACAUGCGUCAGGACCUUGAUGAACCCCUGAAAUCUGACAAAUCCGACCUUGAUACAGAAGAUGACGAUAGUGAUGGUGGCUUUGCUCCAGCUCCCAUGCCGUCACAGCCGUCACUUUCCCAAGCACGUUCUCAAAGCUCUGUCGGGGCUAAAGGAAAGGCACUGGAAACAUUUACACCGAACGGAACAAAACCCGCUCCCCAGAAGUCUCCUGAGAUAGAGCUACCACCUAGAAGGCAGUUGCCUUUCUCCAAGAGAAACGACCUGACAUCUGCUUCCCAAGCUUCUUCAAAGUCGUCUUCGAAAACACUUCCUCAAUCUUCUGCUACUAAUCCCUCUUCCAAACCACCACCGGCAGUGGACGAUGAUGAAGAGACAGAUGACGAACUGUAA
Messenger RNA from Aureobasidium melanogenum CBS 110374, 1203 nucleotides. RefSeq lists its product as uncharacterized. The transcript is spliced from 2 exons. NCBI's taxonomy places the organism in Eukaryota, Fungi, Ascomycota, Dothideomycetes, Dothideales, Saccotheciaceae. Gene Ontology annotation, cellular component: nucleus. Bases 1 to 1203 code for a protein of 400 amino acids. Gene Ontology annotation, molecular function: DNA binding. Gene Ontology annotation, biological process: DNA recombination; double-strand break repair. The record is from RefSeq and is a predicted model, not a curated record.